UCAAUGAAUUUAUUUUUUUUAAUUUAUUUUCUUAUGAUUUAUUAUUACAGAUCUAUUUUUAAAGAAUAUUCAAAUGAUCAAUAUAUAUUAUCAAUAUUUCAAAAUUCUUCAACAAAAAAAACAUUAUGUAAAAAUGAUCAAUAUAUAUUAACAAUAUAAUCAUUAUUAUCAAUUACUGAAUAUUUAUCGAAUAUUUAUUGAUUAAUGAAUUAUCAAUAUUGAGAACUUUGAAAUAUUGACAAUAUAUAUUGUUCAUUUGAACACUUUAUUAAAUAUACAAUAUAUAAUAAAUAAAAUAUAUCUAUUAAAUAAUAUAAAUAUAAUAUAAAUAUUUUGUAAAAGGUUUAAUAUAAAUAUUAAAAUUUAUUUUUUAUAUUAAUAAUAAUAAUUUUUAUUUUAAAAUUAAUAAUAUAAAAUUCUAUAAAAUUGUUAAUAAUCUUUCAUAUUUUAAUAAUUUUAAAUCUAUAAUAAAUUCAUUUAUCAAAAUUAUAAUUUUAAUUUAAUAAUAAUUUUACAAAUAAUUAAAAAAAUAAUUUUUAUUUUCAAAAAAUUAUAAAAUUAAUUUUUAUUCAUAUAUAUUUAUGAAUUAUUGAUGAAGAUAAAAAAAAUAAAACAAAAUUUUUUAUUUUUAAUUAAAUAUAUUUUUAAUAUUCUUUAAUAAAUUUUUUGAAUUUGUUUUUUUUAUAAUGAAUAUAAUUCGUUUAAUUUAAGUUUAAUUUAUACUUUAAUACUAUAAAGUAAAUUACGUAGUCUAAUUCCAUUCUAUAAUAAUUGUAGUUCAUUAACUUUUUCAUUCUACUAACAUUAUAUUUAUAUUUUAAUAUUUUUUUCAAACAUGAAUGAAUAUGAAAUAAUUACAACACAAGAAUGUUUUCAAAAUGAAAAAAAACAUGAAGAAUAUCAAUAUUUAAAUUUGAUCGAAAAAAUCAUUAAAGAUGGAGCAAGAAAAGAUGAUCGUACUGGCGUGGGAACGUUGUCCAUUUUCGGAACCCAGAUGAGAUUUAAUUUACGAAAUAAUAUAUUUCCAUUAUUAACUACAAAACGUGUAUUUUGGAAAGGUGUAGUGGAGGAAUUGUUAUGGUUUAUUAAAGGAUCCACAAAUGCAAAGAAAUUAAGCGAAAAGGAUGUUCAUAUUUGGGAUGCGAAUAGUUCGCGUGAGUUUUUAGAUUCUUGUGGUUUUAUAGAUAGGGAAGAAGGAGAUUUAGGUCCUAUUUAUGGAUUUCAAUGGAGACAUUUUGGUGCAACAUAUAAAGAUAUGUACAAAGAUUAUAAUGGAGAAGGUAUUGAUCAAUUAAAAGAAGUUAUAGAUAAAAUACGAUAUUCUCCCAAUGAUAGAAGAAUUAUAAUGACAGCAUGGAAUCCAAUUGAUAUUCCAAAAAUGGCUUUACCUCCUUGUCAUUGUUUCGUUCAAUUUUAUGUAAGCAAUGAAGAAUUAUCAUGCCAACUUUAUCAAAGAAGUGCGGAUAUGGGUCUUGGUGUACCAUUUAAUAUUGCAUCUUAUUCUUUGUUAAUUUAUAUACUGGCACAUAUUACAAACUUGAAGCCAGGUGAAUUUAUACAUACAAUGGGCGAUUGUCAUAUAUAUCUUAAUCAUAUAUCCGCACUUGAGGAACAAAUCAAACGUGUACCAAAGCCAUUUCCAUGUUUAAAAAUCAUUAGAAACGUUGAAGAUAUAAACGAUUUUACAGCAAAUGAUUUUGAACUGAUUGGAUAUGACCCACAUGCAAAAAUCUCUAUGCCAAUGGCUGUUUAAAAAUGAAAUUAAUAAACGAAACGAAUAAAGAAACUGAAUGAUCUGCUGCCACAAA
Messenger RNA from Apis cerana (Asiatic honeybee), 1808 nucleotides. RefSeq names its product Thymidylate synthase (gene Ts). NCBI's taxonomy places the organism in Eukaryota, Metazoa, Arthropoda, Insecta, Hymenoptera, Apidae. Gene Ontology annotation, molecular function: thymidylate synthase activity. The record is from RefSeq and is a predicted model, not a curated record. Gene Ontology annotation, biological process: dTMP biosynthetic process. Gene Ontology annotation, cellular component: cytosol; mitochondrion.